Closterium sp. Naga37s-1 is the source of this 4797-nucleotide messenger RNA. Lineage: Eukaryota; Viridiplantae; Streptophyta; Zygnematophyceae; Desmidiales; Closteriaceae. The record is from the annotation of a GenBank genome assembly.
AUGCGGUGCAGUGAUCGCGGCUUGGCUGCUGUGCAGUCGGCACAAGCAGUACGAGCACCACAGGGAGGAAUCGCUGGGCGUGUGGUGCAAGGAGCGCGCCCUCAUGCUGCAGCAGCUCGUGCUGGCCCACGCGGUGCAGAUGCAGGUAAGAUUGGACUGCUCACACGCAGUCUGGAUUGGUAUCAGCGUUCUUACCUGCAGCAGCAUGGGAGCUGCCCUUUACUCUCCUCCUGCCCUUCCGCCCUCAUGCUGCAGCAGCUCGUGCUUACACAUGCGGGGCAGAUGCAGACUCUGGCAGGGCUGAUUUCGGUGAUGGGAACGCCAGGGCGGGCGAGCAAGUGGGACAUGGGCGGGUGUUUGAACGGCAGCAUGUGGGUGUCUUAUCUCACUCGCACCGCACAAACUCGCCCCGGAAACACGGGUGCGGUUGCGUGUGCGGUGGUGCACGAUGCAGAGAGUGAGGUGAGAGGGGAGGGAGGACUGAGACUUCUCAUCGUUAAUGCGGUUACUGUGCGGUUGUGUGGGAUGCAUGAGGUGAGAGGGGAGGGAGGUAGGAAUGGUGGAGUGGUGCGUAGAAGGGGGGGGGAUCGAGCUUGCAGAGCGACUUCCGAGCGGCAGUAUGGAAGCAUCAGAGACAACACUCUGAACGUCAGCGCCCGCCGCCCCAUGUACUGCCCCAAGAGUCUUGAGCUCACAACGCUCUUUGCCGCCCCCCCCCUUCCCAUCCUCCCCUCCCCCUACUUCCACCCACAUUGCUGCAGGGCGGACUUUGAGAAGCAGUACGGCAGCAUCAGAGACAACACUCUGAUCGUCAGCGCCCGCCGCCCCAUCUACUGCGCCAAGGUCCUCGAGCUCACCACGCUAUGGGCCACCAACGGCCCCAGCAACAUCGACAUGUUUCAGCGAUUCUCCUGGGCCAUCCCGCUCGUGGAGGCGGGAAAACACUUCUAUACCUGGCCCUACCCCCUCGCCAACCCCCUCACCCAUGCCGGAUUCGGUAUCGUGGUUCCUAUCCUCCGCAGCCCCCCCACUAACAACUCGAAAAAGUCAACAGCAGAGGCAGGAGCAGUGUACGGGUCACUCGCUGCAUCUGUUGACGUGACAUACAUUGCACAGAAAGUCCUAGAAGAGCUGUACGCGCCUGACCCAUCCAAGUCCUUUGAGCUAUACGACAUCACCGACCCAGCCUCCCUCUUCGCCAUCGUCUCUCCAGUCCCUCCCCACGCCUACUUCCGCCCAGACGACAAGCUCCCCUACAUGCACCCCUCCCCAGAGUCCGAAACCCGCCCCUGGGAGCGUCGAGCUGUGGUGCCUUUGGAGGAGAUGGGAGCCGGCGUGAGGAAGUACGAGGUCUGGUGCCGGCACACACAACCUCCGAACACAUGGCAGCAGUGGGGCAUCCCCAUCCUCAUCGCCCUCUUCGCCCUCCUCCUCGUGGUGCUCGUGCUGGCGGCCGCAUGCCUGCAGCGGAGCAAGUUCCUGCAGACCCAGCAGCAGACGGCAGAGGCGGAUAGGCUGAGACGGGAGGCAGAUGAAGCAGAGGCGUCAAAGAGCAUGUUUGUGGCGUGCAUGUCCCAUGAGCUGCGGACGCCCAUGACGCCACCAGGCAUGAUUGACGCUCUGGCAGACGUGGGCCUACCUAACUCAUCCCAUCUCGCCGACCUGCUAAUGGCCAGGGCAUCAGCAAGAGAUGCACUGCAUCUGGUCAACUGCAUGCUCGAUGCUCUGGCAGACAUGGGCCUGAACGCCUCUCAGCUAGCAGACCUGCUAAUGGCCGGGGCAUCGGCCAAGGAUGCACUGCAUCUGGUCAACCGCGUGUUGGACCUGGCGAAGCUGGAGGCAGGCAAGGCGGUGGUGGAUGAGACGGUGAUUGAUGUGAGGGAGUGGCUCCGUGCUGCUUUGGACUGGCACGCGGAUGCAGCGAGUUCCAAAGGCAUUGAAUUGAGCGCCAUUGUGGGAGACGAGUGCCCCACGAAUGUCAUUGUGGACCCCAUGCAUCUCGGAAGCAUGGUCAAGGAGAUCACAGGUGCGCUCGCGGUUGAGAGUGGUGAUGUGCGGUGGUGGGAUGAUAUGUCGCGUCUGAACUCCAUGCAUCUCGGCACUAUGGGCAAGGAGGCCACAGCUUUCCCUUCCCCACCUCUCCACCCGCACUGCCUCCACCUCUCCACCCGCACUCACUUCUCCGCUCCACGGUUCUCCGUAUAUCCCAGGCCCUUCAUUUUCGCGGCCCUCAAAGCCCGUCUUUCUCCCUCCACGCUUCCCUCGUCCACACCAGGCCUUUCCUCACCACGAGCGCCCACUGCUGCCACUGCCCAUGGGCUCUCCGCCUGGCUUUGUUCUACCUGGCGCUGGUUGCUCGAGGUGGUGAGGGGAGAGCCAGCGGCAUCAGCAGGAACAGCAGGCAGUGCCUGGGGGGAGGGCGGGCAUGAGAGGAAGCAUGGGAGUCAAGAGAGGAGACCCACUCCAAAAGCAGGCAGGGGGCGUGGGAGAGGGCAUGGGAGUGGACAAGAGAGGGGUGGAGAGCGGUGCAUGCUGGUGCUGUCGUGUCAAGACUCGGGCUGCGGCCUUCCAGCGUCUCUCCACACUGCGAGCGGCACUCAAGGGCCGUCCUACUUCUCCCUCCUCGUGAGCUUUCUACUUCUCUUUCCGACUCAACUCCAUGACUCCAUGUUGAGACUUGAUCUGCGGCUACCCUCCCGUACCCUCCCCUCCCCUCCCCUCCCCUCCCCUCCCCUCCCCUCCUCUUUCCUCCUCUCCCUUCCUCUCCCUUCUCCUCCCCUCCCCUCCCCUUCUUUCCACGCCCCUCCCUUUGCAUGCUCUUCCUUCCCCUUUCCUCCUUUUCCCUCCCCUCCCCUUCCCUCCCCUUCCCCCCUCGUUUCCCUCGCUCACUCGUCUUCUCUCAUGAAUUUGAACAAGAACACCACCAUGUCUCACACGCCCAUGUCUCACACGCCCAUGUCUCACACGCCCAUGUCUCACACGAUCAUCUCUCAUCCGCCCAUGUCUCACACGCCCAUGUCUCACACGAUCAUCUCUCAUCCGCCCAUGUCUCACACGCCCAUGUCUCACACGAUCAUCUCUCACACGCCCAUGUCUCACACGCCCAUCUCUCACACUCCCAUCCCUCUCACGCCUGGUCGCCAACAUUUUCGUUCUCACUCACUUGUCACCUCGCUGAUUCCAUCUCUGCUGUAUUUACGCACCCAGGAAUCACGGGAGCAAAGAGAAGCAAGGAGUGGGUCAGGGGCAGCACUGGGGCUUGUGUUGGUGCAUCAAACGGUGGCUCUAUUGAAGGGAGAGCUCGCCUUUGACUCACAGCCCGGGUGUGGAAGCACAGUUGCUUUCUCUGUGCCUGUAGCCAUGCCCUCGUUACAAGAACACUGUCCAGAGCAAGCGCAGUCAAGCAACCAGGAACCACAGCAGCAGCAAGAGAAGGAUCAACCACGAGGGGAAGCCGUAUGGCAUGGUGAAGGGCAAAUGGGCGGGUCAGGAGAAUUUUCAGGUGCCUGCAGCAGUGGCCAUGAGCAUGACACGGAGUCAGGAGAUUAUUCAGGUGCCAGCAGCAGAUGGCUGCUGAUGCACAGCCAGGGGAGUGAUCAGGUGACUCCACAAAACCAAGACCAGCAGCAGAACCAGCAAGAGCAGCAGCAGCAGCAGCAGCAGCAGCAGCAGCAGCAGAAGCAAGAGCAGCAGAACCAACAACAGCAGCAGCAGAACCAGCAAGAGCAGCAGCAGGACCAGCAGAAGCAGCAAGGACAGCAGCAGCAGCAGGGAGUGAGAUCCUUUCAGCGAGGCCGGAGCGAGGGCGAGAAAUCAAGUGUGUGCACAAGUGCGCGUGGGGGUGGGAGUGUGAGUGCAAGGUGUGAGCGAUCUAUCUCCCUGUGCGCAUCUGGAACCACCACCGUUGCUACCGCUGGCAUGGCCAUGCGUGCAGGCAUAGGUGUUGGUGCUGGUGCAGGUAAUCGUGCUGGUAGUGCUCGUCUUGGUGGUGCGGCGGAUGAGGCGGUGACGCGGGCGUGGGUGGAGGGGCUGCGAGUGCUGGUGGUGGACGACACGCCCGUCAACCUCCUCGUGGCCCGCCGCUCCCUCGCCCGCUGGGGCGCCCAAGUCACCACCGCCUCUCGUGGGGAGCAAGCGCUAGACUUGAUCACUGCUGGGGUGGCAGAGGGGAGAGGGCAGGAGGAGGGGAGAGGCGAACGUGCUGUCGGGGAGGUGGCAGGUGAAGAGCAUGGGGCGAGAGGAGAGCAGGAGGCAAGAGGGCAGGAGGAGGCGCGUGCAUCAUUGCAGCAUGGCUUCGACUUGGUUCUCAUGGACCUGCAGAUGCCGGGCAUGGACGGCUUCGCAGCAGCAGCAGCCAUACGAGCCCUUGAAAGGAGAGUGGAGUUUGAAUCAAUUUCACGGGCACAGCAAUCGCAGCAGCAGAGGCCGCAGCACACCCCUUCUGAUCUGCCCGUCCCACCCCUAGAAUCUGCGAACCCUGCUGCUGCUGCUGGUGCUGCUGCAACUGCUAAUGUUGCUGCUGCUGCUGCUGCUGGAGUUGCUGCUGCUUCUCCUGGUGGUGCCCAGCCCGUGUCUCUGCGGGUGCCCAUAGUGGCUCUGACGGCAGACGUGGAUCGCGGAGUGGUGCAGAGGUGUGCAGAGGGGGGGUUUGACGGUGUGCUGCAGAAGCCAGUGGAUGCCCACCUGCUCGCCGCCCACCUCUCCCACAUGCACACCCAAAGCGCACUCCUGCGGGCUGUGUCACAGCCCACUGUUGGUCCAGCUAUGAACAGAUAUGACAGCUGCAGCAGCCAGUGA